Molecule: messenger RNA, 4264 nt
Organism: Salvia hispanica
Lineage: Eukaryota; Viridiplantae; Streptophyta; Magnoliopsida; Lamiales; Lamiaceae
Gene: ABO1
Product: IKI3 family protein
Biological process (GO): tRNA wobble base 5-methoxycarbonylmethyl-2-thiouridinylation
Cellular component (GO): cytosol; elongator holoenzyme complex
Molecular function (GO): tRNA binding; protein binding
Source: RefSeq, a predicted model, not a curated record
GAGAGUUUCGAAAACCCUAAUUUGAAUAUAAUUACAAAAACCCUCACCCUUUUCAGGUACUGUAGCUCCUCCAUUCCGCCGCCGCAUCCGUCGUCAACAUGAAAAACCUCAAGUUUUCUUGGGAGGUUUGGUCGGAGGUGCAGCUGCGAAAGGAGCAGGGAGAUGAAUCCCUGCGGUUGGCCACCUUCGACAUCGAGCGCAGCCGCCUCUUCUUCGCCUCCACCGCCAACUUCAUCUACACUACUCAACUUCCUUCACCUCAGACUGAGGGAGCAUGGAAUAAGAGCUCAGCGCCUGCUGCAACUCGGUUGAAUUUGGAAACAGGAGACGUUAUCACAUGUUUGGAUUAUCUCAUGGAAAAGGAAGCUUUGGUAGUUGGAACAUUAAGAGGGCAUCUCUUGCUGUAUUCGGUUGACGAUGAUGUAACCGAAAUUGUAGGCCAGGUAGAAGGUGGAGUUGCGUGUAUUUCUCCCAGUCCGGAUGGAGAUUUACUUGCUAUAAUGACUGGUUUUGGGCAGAUCCUAGUCAUGAAUCUUGAUUGGGAUCUAUUGUACGAGAUGCCUCUUGAUGAUUCACCCGAAGGUGUUGACGUAACAGAUGGAUCAGCUUUGUCAGUUGAUUGUUUCUCUGAGGCCUCAAUUUCUUGGAGAGGUGACGGGAAGUUUUUUGCUUCACUGAGCAAGGUCCAUGAUUCCUUGCCCUUCCACAAGAAGCUUAAAGUAUGGGAGCGUGAUUCUGGGGAACUCCACUCUGUCUCAGACCCAAAGCCAUUCAUGGGGUCUGUUAUUGACUGGAACCAGAUUGGGGCUAAAAUUGCAACCGUGUAUGAUAAGAAGGAAGAGAAGAAAUGUCCGUCUAUAGUUCUAUAUGAGAAAAAUGGUCUAGAGAGGAGCUCAUUCAGUAUCAAUGAGGGAAUAGAUGUAACUGUAGAAUUUCUUAAGUUCAAUUGUAAUUCAGAUCUUAUCGCUGCUGUUGUCAGAGGUGAAACAGUUGAUACCCUGAAGAUAUGGCACUUUAGCAAUAACCGCUGGUAUACGAAGCAAGAGAUCAGAUAUUCCAAGGAAGAUGCAAUAAAGUUUAUGUGGGACUUGACCAACCCACUAAAGUUGAUCUGUUGGACUCUUGAUGGCAGAAUCAUAACCUGCAAGUUUGUCUGGGUUACAGCUGUGAUGGGAAACUCAAUAGCAUUUGUCAUUGAUGGUUCAAAAGUUCUGGUGACUCCAUUGUCUUUGUCCUUGAUGCCACCUCCUAUGUACUUUCUUGAAUUCGAAUUUCCCUGUGCCGUUAGGGACAUUACUUCUUAUUCAAGAACUUCCCAUAAUCGUCUGGCUGCAUCUCUAUCAGACGGAAGCUUGUGCAUUGUAGAGCUUCCUUUGCUUGAUGAAUGGGAUGAGCUGGAAGGCCAGACAUUUAGAGUUGAGGCUUCACACUCUGGUAUAAACUUUGGGCCUUUGUUGCAUCUUGCUUGGUUGGAUUCCCACACACUUCUUGGUGUCUCUACUUUAGAUUCCAGUCACAGUAAUUUUAGUAACAGAAACUUCCUAGAUGGGGAUGUUCGUACAAGGCAUUACUUGCAUGGAAUUGAGAUAAGUUGCUCUGAAGAUCGUGUUUCUGGUUCCGUGACAUGCUCAGGAUGGCAAGCAGAAGCUCUGAAUCAUAUGCAUCUUGAAGGGGUUGUUGUUGGCAUAGUGUGUAAUCCACUUACUAGCUGCUCUGCAUUUGUUCAGUUUGAAGGUGGAAAAAUAUUUGAGUGCACGUCAAAAUUAGGUGUGAACAGAGGGGUCAGUCUUCAGAGAUGUGAUGAAAUGGAUUUCCUAUCGUCCUGCCCAUGGAUGGAUAUUGCCCCAGUUGAAGAGCAUACGCGAGAGAAACCAUUGCUUUUAGGUCUUGAUGACAAUGGAAAACUGCAUCUUGAAGGAAGAAUAUUGUGUAACAAUUGCAGUAGCUUUUCAACUUACUCAAGUUCAGGUGAUGGGAUGAUAACACAUGUGGUAAUCGCCACUAAACAAGAUUUUAUGUUUAUUGUUGAUGUUGGUGAUAUUGUGCGUGGGGUACUGGAAAAGAAUUAUGAGAAUUUCCAACCUGUUGUAGCAAAGAAUAGAAAAGGAGAAAAUGAAAGCAUUUUUAUUAACAUAUGGGAAAAAGGAGCAGAAAUUGUUGGUGUUCUUCAUGGUGAUGGGUCUGCUGUGAUCUUACAAACUCCUCGAGGAAAUCUUGAAUGUGUGUAUCCCAGGAAAUUAGUUCUUGUUUCGAUCAUCAAUGUGUUGGCUAAUAGGCGGUUUAAAGAUGCCUUGGAAAUGGUAAGAAGGCACAGGAUUGAUUUUAACAUCAUUGUUGACCAUUGUGGUUGGCAAGCCUUUACUGGGUUAGCUGCAGACUUUGUUGUACAGGUUGGCAACCUGAACUAUGUAACUGAGUUUGUUUGUGCCAUUAAAGGUGAAGAUGUUAUGGAGACACUUUAUAAAAACUAUACAUCCUUACCAUGCAUCAAGAAGGAUAAAGUUGUAAGAUAUGGUGAAUCGAAGAGUGCAGAUGGUGAUAAUAGAGUAUCCUCUGUUUUAUUGGCCGUGAGGAAUGCUCUUGAGGAUCAAAUUGAGGAAACUCCAGCAAGAGAGCUUUGCAUUCUGACCACCUUGGCUAGAAGUAGCCCCCCAGCUCUGGAGGAGGCUUUGAGGAGAAUAAAAGUUAUCAGAGAACUAGAGCUUUCUGUAGCUAAUGAUACAAAAAGACCUUAUCCUUCAUCAGAGGAAUCCUUGAAGCAUUUGCUAUGGCUUUCUGAGUCAGAGGCAGUUUUUGAAGCUGCUUUAGGCCUUUAUGAUUUAAAUCUUGCUGCUAUUGUUGCGUUAAAUUCACAAAAGGACCCAAAAGAAUUUUUGCCACUUCUACAAGAAUUGGAACUUAUGCCUCAACUUUUGAUGCAAUACAACAUUGACCUUAAAUUACAAAGGUAUGAAAGUGCUUUAAGGCACAUUGUUUCUGCUGGGGACUCUUAUUAUGAAGAUUCCUUGAAUCUAAUGAAUAAAGUCCCAGAGCUUUAUCCGAUGGGACUUCAGUUGAUUACUUCUCCUGACAAGAAACAACAGGUGCUUGAAGCAUGGGGUGAUCAUCUUAAUGCUACAAAAUGCUUUGAGGAUGCUGCUACCACAUAUUUGUGUUGCUCUUGUUUAGAGAAGGCACUGAAGGCAUAUCGUGCUGGUGGUAAUUGGACUGGGGUUCUGACUGUGGCUGGCCUUAUGAAGCAUGGAAAGGAUGAUCUUCUGCAACUGGCACGUGAGCUAAGUGAGGAACUUCAAGCACUUGGUAAACCCAGGGAUGCGGCAAAAAUACUCUUGGAGUACUGCUGUGAUGUUUAUAAUGGUGUUAGCCUCUUGGUGGAUGCAAGGAGUUGGGACGAGGCGUUAAGGAUUGCUUUCUUGCACAGAAGAGAUGAUCUAGUUUUAGUAGUGAAGGAUGCUUCUCUCGAAUGUGCAAGCGUGAUGAUGGGAGAAUAUAAUGAAGGGGUGGAGAAAGUUGGAAAGUACUUGACCCGUUACCUAGCAGUUCGUCAGAGAAGAUUAUUACUUGCUGCAACAAUUAAAUCAGAGGAGGGAUUGGCAGGCUAUCUUGAUGAUGAAACUGCGUCACAAGCUAGCAGUAAUUUUAGUGGAAUGAGUGCAUACACCACCGGGUCGAGAAGAGUUUCAACUGCUCCCACCUCUACCAGCACGUCCACUAAGGGAAGAGGUCGCCAACGGAACAGGGGGAAGAUUAGAGCUGGAAGCCCUGAUGAGGAGACGGCUUUAGUUGAGCAUUUGAAGGGGAUGUCUCUGGCUGAAGGAGCAAAACACGAGCUUAAGUCUUUGUUGAUUUGCCUUGUGAUGCUCGGUGAGGAAGACACUGCAAGGAAACUGCAACACACUGCUGAGAAGUUUCAAGUGUCUCAAUCUGCAGCAGUGAAGUUGGCAGAUGAUUUGAUGCCAAUUGACAGCAUUGAUGAGCAGGCCUUUAAUCUGGAGAUUUAUAUUCAGACUGUACAGAAAGAAGUACAGAAUUCAGAUGCAUUCUCCUGGAAAUCGAAGGUACUGGGGUGAUGGAACGAGAUAUUUGGUUGCAUCUCGACACGGGGAAGGAAGAUAUCGAUGUUAGUCCUAUCAAGAGCAACCCAGCCUUGCAGAUUUGUAGUUCAUGGUUUUUCGUUGUUUAUUAGUUCCAGUUUUUGGUUAUUUAAACAAACCUAAAUACGCAUUACAUUUCUUUCUAAAUCAUCAAAUAGUUGUUCUUGUCA